CGCAACGUCGGCUGGUGGUGAUACCUUAUCUUAUCCACUAGCAACCAGCCCAUCACGCAGUCGAUCUCUAGAACUUAUUAUUAUUAUUUUUUUAAUUCCCUUCAACUUUUCUUCUUCUUCUUCUUCUUCUUCUUCUUCUUCAUCUUCGAUUCCAGUUCAACAAUGGGGGAGAAGGAUCUGAAGAACACGAUUAGAAGAAGAAUGGCCUCCAUUUCCGGCCAUCUCAUUCCAAUUCCACGAACUCCAAAUCCUGACUCAAUCCACCUCUCCGCCGCCUCAAUCGACGACAGCUACCACCGCAAACACGGCGCCGUUUCAAAUCAUCCUGUCAUCUGGAGCAUCGCCGGCGACGACUCCGGCAAGGAAUUCACCGACAUCAUCUACGAGAAGGCCGUCGGAGAAGCCAUUGCGAAGAUCACGAUCAAUCGACCGGAGAGGAGAAAUGCUUUCCGGCCGCAGACAAUUAAAGAGCUCAUACGAGCAUUUAAUGAUGCCAGAGACGAUAGUUCAAUCGGAGUCAUCAUUCUUACUGGAAAGGGAACAGAGGCGUUUUGCAGUGGAGGAGAUCAAGCUUUGAGAAAGAAAGAUGGUUAUUCUGAUUACGAAGAUUUUGGUCGUCUUAAUGUUUUGGAUUUGCAGGUCCAGAUUCGUCGUCUUCCAAAACCAGUCAUUGCAAUGGUGGCAGGUUAUGCUGUUGGAGGAGGACAUAUUCUGCAUAUGGUUUGUGAUUUAACCAUUGCUGCAGAAAAUGCAAUAUUUGGUCAAACUGGUCCUAAGGUGGGGAGCUUCGAUGCUGGGUAUGGAAGCUCCGUUAUGUCCCGUUUGGUUGGCCCCAAAAAGGCAAGAGAAAUGUGGUUUCUUACCAGAUUCUAUUCCGCUUCUGAAGCUGAUAAAAUGGGCCUCGUCAAUACUGUUGUUCCGGUGGAUAAGCUGGAGAAAGAAACGAUCAAAUGGUGCAGAGAAAUUCUAAGGAACAGUCCAACCGCCAUCCGGGUGUUGAAAUCGGCUCUCAAUGCUGUCGAUGACGGGCAUGCAGGCCUUCAGGCCCUCGCCGGCGACGCCACGCUCAUCUUUUAUGGUACAGAAGAGAGUAAUGAAGGAAGAUCGGCGUAUAUGGAACGUCGGCCACCGGAUUUCUCUAAAUUUCCAAGGAAACCUUGAUUUCAAAAUUCAAAUGGCCCUUGCAUUUUGUCGCUGGGAUGUAAUUUUUAAUUUAAAUAAUAAUGAAUUUAUCUGAUAGAAGGGAGAAUCAAACUAACCUAUGAGAGGGUAAACAUUUGUUUUGAGAUGAUUUAGUUAAUACGGUCUUUCAAAUGUC
This is a messenger RNA of Benincasa hispida (wax gourd), 1318 nucleotides long. It is a transcript of the gene ECHID, whose product is annotated as enoyl-CoA hydratase/isomerase D. Gene Ontology annotation, cellular component: cytosol. The record is from RefSeq and is a predicted model, not a curated record. Gene Ontology annotation, biological process: menaquinone biosynthetic process. NCBI's taxonomy places the organism in Eukaryota, Viridiplantae, Streptophyta, Magnoliopsida, Cucurbitales, Cucurbitaceae. Gene Ontology annotation, molecular function: 1,4-dihydroxy-2-naphthoyl-CoA synthase activity.